CGUGCUGCAUCCUUGGGUAGCCUAGAGAGAGCUUCUUUUCACAAUUCACAGCACCGCCGAGUCUGAGAGCGGCUGCCUGAGAGGCGAGACUGGCCGUGACCCGAUUAGAAAUAACACGUAGACAACAAGCGAGGCCGUCUCCAUCAUUUUGGGUUGGGGAAAGUCCUCGUCUGCCGCGCAAGUUACAAUGUCCGACUGCAGGAGGCAGUGGAACCGGGAGGAUGAGCUGCCGGUCUACCUGGCGGGACCGAUCACCACCGGGCCGAGCCAGCGCAAAUCUUACGGUAUGUUCAGUUCUGUGGAGGGAGCGUUUGAAAGCAAAACCAUAGACUUCGACAACUACGCAGUUGGGAGGAAAGGGAGCCGCACCCCGAGAAGUGGGAGCCGGGAGAGGGUCCUGGACGCAGGUGACCCGACCAGCAAGACGUCCAGCGAGCCCCGAAGCGGGUCACUGCUCAGUUCGCCUGGGGAGAGGGACGACGGACAGCCCGGUGUUGAGAUCAGCUAUCCCUCCAGGAAUGAAAGCCAGAACGGGAAGAGUGAAAGGCUGUUGAUCAAAGGGGGCCGAGUGGUCAAUGAUGACCAGUCUCUGUAUGCCGAUGUCUACAUUGAGGAUGGGCUCAUCAAGCAGGUGGGUGAGAACCUGGUCGUUCCGGGGGGUGUGAAGGUGGUCGAGGCUAAAGGGCAGAUGGUGAUACCAGGGGGAAUAGAUGUCAACACCUGUCUUAUGAAGCCCUACCUGGGCACACAGCCUGUUGAUGACUUCCUCCAGGGCACAAAGGCUGCACUGGCUGGGGGCACCACCAUGAUCAUUGAUCAUGUGACCCCUCAGCCUGGAGACAGCCUGCUGGAGGCGUUUGAGCACUGGCAAGAGGCUGCAGAUAGGAAGGCAUGCUGUGACUACUCCCUUCAUGUUGACAUUCCCCAAUGGCAUGGGGGUGUCAAGGAGGAGCUGGAGCUGCUGGUGCAGGAGAAAGGUAUCAACUCCUUCCAAGUUUACAUGGCUUACAAGGACGUGUUCCAGAUGACAGACACUCAGCUUUAUGAGGCUUUUUCCUUCCUGAAGGAGCUGGGUGCUGUGGUGUUAGUUCAUGCUGAGAAUGGAGACCUAAUUGCGCAGGAACAGAGAAAAAUCCUCAGCAUGGGUAUCACUGGACCUGAGGGCCAUCCACUGAGUCGCCCUGAAGAGCUGGAGGCUGAGGCAGUGUUCCGUGCCAUCACUCUUGGCAACCGUGUCAACUGUCCUGUUUACAUUACCAAGGUGAUGAGCAAGAGCGCAGCUGACACUGUCACCCAGGCCCGGAGGAAAGGUUCUGUUGUUUUUGGAGAGCCAAUUACAGCUAGCCUGGCCACUGAUGGUUCUCACUAUUGGAGCAAGAACUGGGCUAAAGCAGCUGCCUACGUAACUUCUCCACCCCUCAGUCCUGAUCCCACAACCCCAGACCACCUCCACACACUGCUGGCCUGUGGGGACCUGCAGUUGGUGGGCAGCGCUCACUGUGCGUACAGUGUGUCCCAGAAGGCCAUUGGCAAAGAUGACUUCACCCUCAUCCCUGAGGGAACCAAUGGGAUUGAGGAAAGGAUGGGUUUUGUCUGGGACAAAGCUGUGGCCAUGGGGAAGAUGGACGAGAACCAAUUUGUUGCUGUCACGUCUACCAAUGCUGCCAAAAUCUUCAACCUGUACCCACGUAAAGGCCGGAUAGCAGUGGGCUCCGAUGCUGACAUUGUUAUCUGGGAUCCUGACAGAAUCAAGACCAUCACUGCCAAACUCCAGCAGUCGGCUCUGGAAUACAACAUCUUUGAGGGUCUGGAGUGCCGUGGUGGUCCAUCGCUGGUAUUAAGUCAGGGUCGGGUGGUAUAUGAGGAAGGAAAGCUGCAGGUUCAGCAGGGUGCUGGUCGCUUCAUUCCACGGAAGCCCUUCCCGGACUAUGCCUACCAGCGCAUUAAGUUCAGGAACCAGGUGAAGGGCAGGCAUGGUGUCUCUCGUGGGAUGUAUGAUGGCCCUGUGUAUGAUGUUCCUUCCACCCCCAAAUACAUCACUCCUGCUCCAUCAGCUAAAACUUCACCCACCUCUCACCAGCCUCCACCAAUACGCAAUCUUCAUCAAUCCAACUUCAGCUUAUCAGGGGCGCAGAUUGAUGACAACGUCCCUCGUCGCUCUGGCCACCGCAUCGUAGCACCACCUGGUGGCCGCUCCAACAUCACCAGCCUUGGUUGAACACUUGACUGUGCACAGGUCGUGGUUGGGGUUUCACCUCUUGAGUGUGUGUGUGCGGGUGUGUGUGUGUGUGUGUCUGUGUGUGUGUGUCUGUGUGUGUAUGAUUGAGAGUGUGAGCACACUGGCAUGGAUGAAUAUAUUUGUUUUUGUUUUUUUGGUACAAUGUGUGUAUGUUAGAUUCCAAGGACACAAAAUGUUUUUUUUUUUUUUUUUUUUUUUUUUUUUAACCCUUUAUGAUUUGUCACCUUGCAUGAGUCUGUAGUUACCAAGAAACAUCAGUUGCACAUUUACUCUUCCAGUACAAGAAUAGAAUUAUUUAUUCUUACAAUCAGUUGCUUAAUUCAAACAAACUCAAAACUCACAGACUCACUCAUAAUUGCACUCACACACACACAGAACCAAUGUUGGACCCCUACAAACACCUAAAUGUGAACCCAGCAUAAAGUCAAAAUGUUAUAAUGUUGUCAUCUCCUUCUCCACGACCACAACUUCCUCCUCCCUCUUCCUUAAUUGUCACUUUUUAUGGGUCUGCUCAGACACGGUGCUCCUAUCCACUCCUCUCAACCCCUCUGGACAGCUGAAGAAAUAACGGUUUUCUCCUGCAUCCAAUUCUCAGCAUCUUUGCAAUAUCAGUUUUCACUGUGGCUCAAGUGGGUUGGUUAUACAUAUUGCAUGGACAUGUUUUUAGAUGUUACACUACUUGUGGUUUGUUGUUACAACAGAGGUACACUAAAUUUAUAUUCCAAGCACAUUUACUGUUGUAUUCGACAUCACAAAAAUAUUGUAACUAAUCUUAUAUUGGAAAUUGCUUGCUUUAUACACAUGAAAAAUACUCACUGUGGAUACAGCGAGCUAUUACCAGCUUCAGAAGCACAUUUGUUAUUGUAUCACCUCAAUAAAAACAAUUCAUCCUCCUCCACUAACAAAUAUCACAAACUUUAUGCAAAUGUAUCAAUAAACUUCUAUAAUGUGUGAACCAACGAAAAUGGCUAAACAGUUGAAACAAAUACAAAAUCAUGGUAGUAAUCUCAAACUGCAAAACAAAUUUCUACUAGGUAGAUUACUGUACCUAUAUUAUGGAGUUUCAAAAUUAAAAUGUAUGAUGUGUGUGAUAGUUAUGUUGUUUGCCAAUCACUCCUGCCAGAAAUAGAUCUUUGUUGUGAUGACAUGCUGAACUCACUGCUGUAAAAGGGCUUUUGCUCCCACUGUUCUUCUUUAAACCUUAACUUCUUUAUACCCGUACUUUUUAAACUGGUUUUAUCUGAUUAAUUCUGGGUGUUUUCUCGGUUAUGGUGCAUUUAGUGUUUCUCUGCCACUCUGUUUUGUUGCUGUUGUUUGGUGUCUCCAAUGGAACCAUUAAUAAUCAAUAAACACGACUGUUGUGAGACAAUAAAACAAAUAAAUAUUU
Myripristis murdjan (pinecone soldierfish) is the source of this 3626-nucleotide messenger RNA. It is a transcript of the gene crmp1, whose product is annotated as collapsin response mediator protein 1. Lineage: Eukaryota; Metazoa; Chordata; Actinopteri; Holocentriformes; Holocentridae. Bases 188 to 2218 code for a protein of 676 amino acids. Gene Ontology annotation, cellular component: cytosol; cytoplasm. The transcript has 14 exons. The record is from RefSeq and is a predicted model, not a curated record. Gene Ontology annotation, molecular function: hydrolase activity, acting on carbon-nitrogen (but not peptide) bonds, in cyclic amides.